AUGCUGGUCUUACUCAUGGAAACCAAUAGUCAUCCUACGAUAUCCUCCCGGGCGCUUCCAUCCGCAGAGUCAGCAACGUUUCUUGAGUCCUCAUUCUUCUCACGCAAUGGCGCUCAGGCUGCGUUGCCGUCACCCGCCAAUGUACGUGAGCAGAGUGCGAUACAAGGCCCUGCAUCACAGGCCAGAAGAGACUAUGGUUUCAAGCCGGUUCGCUACGAGCAUCUGGGCUUAAUUGUCAAGUACGGACGUGCUCCAGAGGUGACCAUUGCUGAGGGCCAGCUACUCUGGGCGGUCCGCCGGACCUUGCCCAUGGUGCCUGCCCCUGAAGUGUACAGAUGGGCUCACGAUAAGGGUCAAGUCUUCAUCUAUAUGGAGCUGAUAAAGGGGGUUACGCUGAACAGCGGUGGGGCUCUCUAG
Trichophyton rubrum CBS 118892 is the source of this 417-nucleotide messenger RNA. RefSeq lists its product as uncharacterized. Lineage: Eukaryota; Fungi; Ascomycota; Eurotiomycetes; Onygenales; Arthrodermataceae. The record is from RefSeq and is a predicted model, not a curated record. The transcript has a single exon. Bases 1 to 417 code for a protein of 138 amino acids.